AGAGAACCCUGGCGCCAAGGGAGGGGGAAGGGAGGGGGAGACGGUACAAACGGCGUGGCCGCCAUCUUGUUUGUGCCCCCGCUUCGCGCGCGCUCCGUUCUCCGUGACGCACGCUUCCCCCUCCCCUCCGCUCUGCCCGGGCCUCUGCACUGCCCGACGCCGCAGGAGCGCGGCGGCGGCUCCUGCUUCUUCCCGGUACUCGUGAACGAGAGACUUGUCGAAAUGUCCACAGAAGGAGGAUUUGGUGGUACUAGCAGCAGUGAUGCCCAGCAAAGCCUGCAGUCCUUCUGGCCCCGUGUCAUGGAAGAAAUCCGGAAUUUAACAGUGAAAGAUUUCCGAGUGCAGGAACUCCCACUGGCUCGUAUUAAGAAGAUUAUGAAGCUGGAUGAAGAUGUGAAGAUGAUCAGUGCAGAAGCUCCUGUGCUCUUUGCCAAGGCAGCCCAAAUCUUUAUCACGGAGUUGACUCUGCGAGCCUGGAUUCACACGGAGGACAACAAGCGCCGAACUCUACAGAGGAAUGAUAUUGCCAUGGCAAUCACCAAAUUUGAUCAGUUUGAUUUUCUCAUUGACAUCGUACCACGAGAUGAACUGAAACCUCCAAAACGUCAGGAGGAGGUGCGCCAGUCUGUGACGCCUGCCGAGCCUGUCCAGUACUACUUCACGCUGGCUCAGCAGCCCACAGCCGUCCAGGUCCAGGGCCAGCAGCAAGGCCAACAGACCACCAGCUCCACGACCACCAUCCAGCCUGGGCAGAUCAUCAUCGCACAACCUCAGCAGGGCCAGACCACACCUGUGACAAUGCAAGUUGGAGAAGGUCAACAGGUGCAGAUUGUUCAGGCGCAGCCCCAGGGUCAAGCCCAGCAGGCCCAGAGUGGCACUGGACAGACCAUGCAAGUGAUGCAGCAGAUCAUCACCAACACAGGGGAGAUCCAGCAGAUUCCGGUGCAGCUGAAUGCCGGCCAACUGCAGUAUAUCCGCUUAGCCCAGCCGGUCUCAGGCACCCAGGUCGUGCAGGGACAGAUCCAGACACUUGCCACCAAUGCUCAGCAGAUCACACAGACAGAGGUCCAGCAAGGACAGCAGCAGUUCAGUCAGUUCACUGAUGGACAGCAACUCUACCAGAUCCAGCAAGUCACCAUGCCCGCAGGCCAGGACCUCGCCCAGCCCAUGUUCAUCCAGUCGGCCAACCAGCCUUCGGACGGGCAGGCCCCCCAGGUGACCGGCGACUGAGGGCCUGAGCUGGCAAAGCCAAGGACACCUGACACCAUUUUUGCCACCCAGCCCUGGGCGGUGGACACAGCCUCCCUCCCCAGAGGACCAGCAGACCUCAGCGCCUCCUGCAGGCUUAGGGCACUGGUGCACUACGCCCCACGCCUGGGGGCAGAAAUCCUCCAACAGAGAAAUGCAAUAUUUUUUAUUUCCUGUUUUUCCAUUGUUUUCUCUAAGGAAUCAGUAUUUCAUUACGUUGAGCUGUGUGUCCAAUGCUAUGAAAUGAAAAUAUUAAAUAACAUAUUUAUGGCAUUUCUUGAAGA
Messenger RNA from Ochotona princeps (American pika), 1532 nucleotides. RefSeq names its product nuclear transcription factor Y subunit gamma (gene NFYC). Gene Ontology annotation, molecular function: DNA binding; DNA-binding transcription activator activity, RNA polymerase II-specific; protein heterodimerization activity. NCBI's taxonomy places the organism in Eukaryota, Metazoa, Chordata, Mammalia, Lagomorpha, Ochotonidae. The transcript is spliced from 10 exons. Gene Ontology annotation, biological process: regulation of DNA-templated transcription. The coding region runs from base 223 to 1230 and encodes 335 amino acids. The record is from RefSeq and is a predicted model, not a curated record. Gene Ontology annotation, cellular component: CCAAT-binding factor complex; nucleus.